UAAUUUUUUUUUUCUUUUUCAAAAUCUUAGUCCCAGUAAUGACCAUAGGGAAAAUAGAUAUAGUUUAGGAGAAAGAAGGGUAUUCAGGUAAAUCCACUUCUGCUGGGGCUAGUAGGCGGGAAAGAGCUUAGGAACACUGAAACAGAGCCCACUUGGUUCUAACGAACAACCUCCACCCUCCAACAGAAUUGAAAAACAGUUAAAACCAAAAAAGUAGUAACAAGUGAGCUUCAAAACUCUCUUUCUCUCCGUCUAUCAUAUAAGGUCCGAUCUUGAUGAAAGAAGAGAGGUGAUCUGACAAUGUCGGUUCCAAUACUCGAAGCUUGCAAGAAGAGAAAAAGAAGACCAAAGCUGUUUGGGUUCCAUACGUUCGGAGAUUCCAUUCAAGCAAGAGGUCCUUUCAGAGAGAGCAUUCGAUUGUUUCUUCAAGAAUGUGCAGAAAUCGAAGACUAUAAUCUUGAAGGUAUGCCCGUGUGGUGUACGCUUCUCGUCCUUGAAAACAGAAGCCUCGUACUCCCUCUCUACACCAUUGAAGAAGACGUUAAAACCUCUCCACUACCAUAUUGCGAUCACUGCAGAUCAACCGGCUGGAGCAAGCACUUCGUUGCUAAGAGGAAAUACCACUUUUUGAUCCCAAUAGACGAUUCGUGGAACAAGCCCUUGGACGAUGGUGUUCUUGAUACCCAUGAGUCGCAUCUUUUGUACGGAUUGAUACACUCUAAUGGCUUCGGCCACUUGCUUAGUAUAAAUGGACUUGAGGGAGGUUCAAAGUACCUGUUUGGAAGGGAAAUAAUGGACCUCUGGGAUCGAUUAUGCACUAGUCUUCAAGCAAGGAAGAUUACGGUGGCAGAUACGUCGAAGAAACGAUCAAUGGAUCUUCGCCUUCUCCACGGGGUCGCUUAUGGACAUCCCUGGUUUGGAAGAUGGGGUUACCGCUUCUGCCAUGGGAGUUUUGGGGUGAAGGAUUACAACUACGACCGAGCUAUUGAGAUUCUCUGUACAUUGGAGCUAGAAACGAUAAUAAACGAUUUCAGCGACACGGAAAGAUUCCAAGACAUCAGGCAAAUUAUUCGUCUUUACAGAGAUUUGAGCGAAACUCAAUUGAUAACGCUCAAAGAUCUGUUGAAAUUCAUGCUCACAGUAAAGUCCAGAGCCUCGGCACAUGGAAAAGUGAUCAUAGCAUCUUCUAGUACUCCUGUUGUCUCGUCCUUUUCGAUCUCAAAACCUUUCACCAGAACAUCCUUACAGAGCAAUAAUAACAAGUCGCAUGGGAGAGACAAUAUUAAGCCUGUAAAGUACAAAAAGUUCAGCACUGUAGUGGCUAACAUGGACAGCCGGUGGCCUCCUAGACGACUAGAAUUCGCAGCCGAUGUGAUUGUGAAAGCCCUCAAGGAGAAGAAAGAGAGCAAUUUUGGUAGUGGCGGGAUGACCAGGCAAGACGUGCGCGAUGCUGCUAGGUUACAUAUAGGCGACACUGGUUUACUUGACUACGUACUAAAAUCUCUUAACAAUGUCAUUGUGGGAAAUCAGAUCGUUCGCCGAGCUGUUAAUCCCUCUACGAGAAUAUUGGAAUACACUAUCCAUGAAGUUCGUGAAAAUCCUAGUAAGGCUGUUUCUCAGCCCUCCGAUCAGGAAAUCAUGUUUAAUCAAACUCAGAAAUUCAUAUCUACUAAUACUCCACCUUCAACUCUGGUUCCUGGGAAUGACGUGUACAGCGACGUCAUAUACUUGUAUAGGCACGUACUUCUGGAUUACCCAGCUUCGGAGAUUGUUGAGUUAGCUACGCAAACCGUUCUAGACACCAAGCACUUUGUGAAGGAGUGGCCAUUCAAAGACGAGGAAGAGCAAAUGUUGACAUUCAUUUGCAGAUUUAUACCGAGUUUAAGCGAUGAAAGUGAGUGUGGAAUGAGUGAGAUUGUGUCUGUACCAUUACAUGCCACGGUUGGUGAGCUUAAGAACGCAGUGGAGACUGCUCUAAGGGACACUUAUUGCGUGACAGAGCAAAUAGUGGUGACGGAUAUAGACGGGUUGGAGGAGAUUGAUGAUGGAGAAAUAUUGUUUGGGAGACUUGAAUCUGGCGUCGAGAUAAGAGUGAGGGGGAAUAAUGGUAUUAGUAAUAUUGGGGGGUACUCCAAGAGUCCCGAGGGAGGGCUUUUGAGGCGCCAAGGUGGAUGUGACAUGUGGAUGGUGAAAUGCGAGUGUGGGGCCCGGGAUGAUGACGGAGAGCGGAUGGUGGCCUGCGACAUCUGUGAGGUGUGGCAGCACACUCGCUGCAUCGGGAUCGACGAUGCCGAGAACGUGCCACCACUAUUUGUGUGCUCUUCAUGUUGUGACUCCCUUGUGCCGCCCAGAGUUACUCAUCGUGAGGAGGCAGCAUCCGGAAAAAUGGAGUAUUGUGAGGAUUUGUUGCUGCCGACCCAUUCAUUUGAUCAAUACGGCUUGGCCAUAGGAUACUGAUAAAUUGGAGCUGUGUCAUUGCACCAUUAAGUUCUUUCUUUUGCUUAAUUUCCUUUUUCUUUUCUUCUCACAAUGUGCAAUUUUGCAGAAGAACAUUUCACUUCGUAAAGUAAUAAGCUUCCGUAAAUUUUGAAACUAAACAAA
Messenger RNA from Cannabis sativa, 2601 nucleotides. Its product is annotated as PHD finger protein MALE MEIOCYTE DEATH 1. The transcript has 3 exons. The record is from RefSeq and is a predicted model, not a curated record. The coding region runs from base 301 to 2457 and encodes 718 amino acids. NCBI's taxonomy places the organism in Eukaryota, Viridiplantae, Streptophyta, Magnoliopsida, Rosales, Cannabaceae.